This is a messenger RNA of Aspergillus japonicus CBS 114.51, 1149 nucleotides long. RefSeq names its product E1 ubiquitin-activating protein AOS1. Gene Ontology annotation, biological process: protein sumoylation. NCBI's taxonomy places the organism in Eukaryota, Fungi, Ascomycota, Eurotiomycetes, Eurotiales, Aspergillaceae. Gene Ontology annotation, cellular component: SUMO activating enzyme complex; cytoplasm. Gene Ontology annotation, molecular function: SUMO activating enzyme activity. The transcript has 4 exons. The coding region runs from base 1 to 1149 and encodes 382 amino acids. The record is from RefSeq and is a predicted model, not a curated record.
AUGGAGUCGCAGCCAGCCCCGGCGAUGAGCGCAGAUGAAAUCGCGCUCUAUGACCGCCAAAUCCGUCUCUGGGGAGUCAAAGCUCAAGAAAAGCUGCGAUCGGCGAAUAUCCUACUGAUCACAUUCAAAGCUCUGGCGAACGAGGUCGCCAAAAACCUGGUGCUUGCGGGCAUCGGUUCUCUUACCAUCAUCGACCACGAGAGUGUGACGGAGGAGGAUCUCGGCGCGCAAUUCUUCGUGAAUGAGGAUUGUGUAGGCCAGAAUCGAGCACAAGCUGCAGCGCCGGCCAUCCGUGCCAUGAACCCUCGGGUCCAGCUCCACAUUGACACGGAAGAUGUGCACCUCAAGCAACCGGAGUACUUUGCCCAAUUCGACAUCACGAUCGCCACCGAACUCGACUUCCACACUUACACGACCAUCAAUGCCGCCUGUCGGAUAGCCAACCGGCCCUUCUACGCCGCCGGCCUGCACGGCUUCUACGGCUUCGUCUUCGCCGAUCUGAUUUCCCACGACUUUGUGAUCGAGCGGUCCAGAUCCAACGUGGCAUCGGUCACCCAGGAGACCCCGACGCGGAGUAUCCUCAACAUCACCACCAAGAAGGAGAACGAGAAGGUCAUUGAGAUGGUGACCAAGCGCGAGGUUUACUCCCCGCUGAUCUUGGCCAACACCUCCCCGCUUCCCGAGGAGUUCACGCGUCUGCCCCGCAAACGCAAGCAGGUCACCCCGCUCCUCACCUGCCUCCGCGCGCUGUGGGAGUACCAGAAACUCUCCGCCGGCGCGCUCCCGACAUUCUCCCACCAGGACCUCGAAGUCUUCACCAAGCUCGCGCGAGACGGCCACCAGGAACUGAAACUGGACAUCGCCACCCUCGACGCGGAAUUCCUGCGCACCUUCUUGCAGAACCUGAACAGCGAGCUGAGUCCCGUGGCCGCCUUCGUCGGUGGCAGUCUGGCGCAGGACGUGAUCAAUGUGCUCAGUGCCCGCGAGCAGCCCCUCCAGAACAUGCUGCUGUUCGACGGUGAACGGCUGACCGCCCCCAUCUAUCCCCUGCACCCUAUCUUCCCGCCGGAGGUUGAUCAUCUGCUGCCGGCUGUGAUUCCAGUCCCGAACCCAAUUCCCUUGGACGGGGCACCCGCUCUGGCACCUUGA